Molecule: messenger RNA, 1175 nt
Organism: Lycium barbarum (goji berry)
Lineage: Eukaryota; Viridiplantae; Streptophyta; Magnoliopsida; Solanales; Solanaceae
Product: PLASMODESMATA CALLOSE-BINDING PROTEIN 1-like
Exons: 5
Coding region: 35-751 (238 amino acids)
Source: RefSeq, a predicted model, not a curated record
AUGAAAAUGAGUGCAGUACUUGAUUAAGGAGAAUAUGAAGAUGAAAGUUAGAAUUUUUGGAACAAUGAGUACAAAGAUAUUCAGCAAUCUUAUAUUUAUUCAACUCAGUUCUCUUUGUAUUAUUAUCUGUUCAGGUUUAAAUGCAACCCCAAGAGAAUUCAUAGUGCAGCAGAAAAUGGUAAAUCAAAAGGAUAUAACAACACCUAUAACAACAGUACCAACAGGAAAUCCUACCAUAUCAACCCCUGUGCUGAAUCCAACUAUCUCUGGCCCAACUAAUCCAGUUUCGACACCAGCAAUAACCAAUUCUCCAGUGUCUUCCGGUGCGAGCUGGUGUGUUGCUAGCCGAGCUGCUUCACAAACCUCCCUGCAGGUUGCUUUGGACUAUGCUUGUGGCAAUGGUGGCGCUGAUUGCUCGGCGAUUCAGCCACAUGGCAGCUGCUACAACCCGAACACUCUUCGCGAUCACGCUUCGUAUGCAUUCAACAACUAUUACCAGAAAAACCCAAUUCCAAAUAGCUGCAAUUUUGCGGGCUCUGCUAUUACUACCAACACUAACCCAAGUAGUGGAUCAUGCCAAUAUCCAUCAACAAGCACAAGUGCAUCUAUUUUGAACACAACUAAUGCAGGAAGAUCAAGAACAUUUGGUGCUGGACCAACCACACCAUCAACCUCACCAGCAGUAGCAGCAAGUAGCUCUUUAAGUUAUAUAUUCCACAUCUUAACAUACCUUGUGAUACUGCUGGCCUAGCUACAGACUCUAUUUGACAGAGGCGGAUUCAGGAUUUGAAGUUUAUGGAUUCUACAGUGAUAUCGAGUUAAUAUACAAUAUAGUAACUGAGCUCACUAUCAAAUAUUUAUCGUUACAUAUGUAGAGUUUGGACAAAAAUUACUAGGUUCACACGUAAACCUAUAUGUUACAUGCUAGAUUCGUCUCUCCUGAGUUAUCGAUCAAUGGUUACUUUCUGUGAAGCUGCCACACGCUGCAUGAUCAUGUUGAGAGUUUGUGAUAGGAGUUUACAAGCUCAAGAUUUAUUAUAAUUUAGUGAGUGAUGGCAAUUAGGUUGAGUUGCUUUGUUUUUCCAAAAUGGAAUCUUACCUGUUAGGAGAGGAGAGGAGGAUUUCCAUCUAUAGUUUGUAAAUGGAGGAAACUGACCAAUUAAUCUUGGUAUUGU